This is a messenger RNA of Lycium ferocissimum, 1762 nucleotides long. RefSeq lists its product as uncharacterized. The transcript has a single exon. NCBI's taxonomy places the organism in Eukaryota, Viridiplantae, Streptophyta, Magnoliopsida, Solanales, Solanaceae. The record is from RefSeq and is a predicted model, not a curated record. The coding region runs from base 79 to 1464 and encodes 461 amino acids.
UGGAUCUUGGCCAGAACCAUUAUCUCCAAAAAUACAAAUAACUCUCACUUUUCCAAGCUGCCUUAUCUCUCAACAAAAAUGGACUCCCAUCUAAAAAAUUCUUUAGAAAAAAACGAAUUUGUUUCUCUUAGAGAUCAUCCAUUCCCUUGUCGAUUUCGUUACAUAUUAGAAGAAAACACUCAACAAUCAUCAAUUAUUGCUACCAAAAAUCAUCAAUCGAACCAUAGUACUAUUGAAGAGAUACAACGAGUUGGAAUCCAUGAACGAAAACAUUUCAGCCAUCGACACGACUUGUUAACGUACUCGUUACGUGCAUCAGAUUUUGUGCACUGUUAUUUUUGCGAGACAACAAUUUCUGGCAUGGCAUACGGGUGCAAACGUUGCAGGUACUUUCUUCACGAGUCAUGUUUUGAGUUCCCACAAGUCAUUGAACAUUUAGCUCACCCUGGACAUGAACUAAAUCUCAAGUAUACUCCCUCAGUUGGUACUGAAUUUAAUUGCAAGGCAUGUCACGUUGGUGACAAUCCUGCUUUGUUAUUCAACUUUCACUAUUCUUGUGAUCAUUGUGAUUUUGCACUUCACAUGGGGUGCGCAUCUGUGCCUUGUAAAGUUCUUCACAAAGAUUUGGCUUUAUCUGUUUUCUACACGAACCCUUUGAGGAAUGAAGCCGGACCACUCCUUUGUGACAUUUGCAACCACUCGAUUGAUAAAUCGAAUUCUUGGAUGUUUUAUGACCACGGUCAUAAUUUAAUAACUCAUUUUGGGUGUGUUGCUGAUUCUGUAUAUGGAAAAGGGAAAAGUGAUAAGGAUUAUAUUAUAGGUGUGAAAAGUAAAUUGACAAAUCUUGAUGGGGAUGAUACUUCUAUAGUUGACUACCAAAAGAAUGAUCAUGAAGGAACAAAACAUAAGCGAUUCUUUCAUAGACAUGUUUUGCAACAAUUGGAUCGGUCGAUGGACAGUAGUGUCAAGAAUAAAAAAUGUGGAAUUUGUGGAACAGAUCUUAGUACAGACAAGAAAAAAGGGUGUUUGACUUGUGAUUUUAUAAUUCACGAGAGGUGUUCUUGUUUGCCUGAGAAAAUUCAACACCCGUUUCAUCCACAUCCACUCACACUUGUUCCAAAAAAAGACGGAGUUGAAAUUCAAUGCGUUGGAUGUCGUCAAUCUAGUGGUGUUCAUACGAACUACACUGUUCUUUAUCAAUGCAAGAUUUGUGAAUUUCAACUUCAUCCAUCAUGUGCUGCUUGUCCAAGGAGACUAAAAAAGCUUGAUUUAACUUUGUGUUACUCAUUUCCUUAUAAGAAUGAGGUCUCAAAGCUCAUUUGCAACUAUUGUUCGAAAGUUAUCAACAAGGACCAGUGGCUGUACUAUGGAAGAAAUAAUGACGAGAAGAGGCACAUUACUUGUCAAUUGGCUGUCGGUGUUUCGAAUUGUUAUGUCACUUUACGUGACUUAGAUGUAGAAUGAUUAAUAUACUAGGGCCAUCUCUUUGCAUAGACCCAUAAACCGAGUGAUUAGUAAGUCAGUCGUAAUUUAUAUUCCAUUAUUGCAUAGGUAUUAUCAACCCAACCUUAAGAUCAGGUCCUUUCUUUGGUUUCAUUACUGUAAAGAAUGCUUCAUUUGUUUUAUUUUUGUUUAUGAAUAAAUUAGGAUGAGUAGAAAUGUACUUCUGGAAAAAUAUUUUGUACUACUCAAAAUCUAAGAUAACUAUUAAUGGGUUUUUUGCCUACCGUUAUUUAUGUAAGAUUGUAGCUUUCUUUUCCAA